Cydia pomonella (codling moth) is the source of this 5511-nucleotide messenger RNA. RefSeq names its product irregular chiasm C-roughest protein-like. Lineage: Eukaryota; Metazoa; Arthropoda; Insecta; Lepidoptera; Tortricidae. The transcript has 22 exons. The record is from RefSeq and is a predicted model, not a curated record. The coding region runs from base 346 to 3012 and encodes 888 amino acids. Gene Ontology annotation, biological process: cell-cell adhesion. Gene Ontology annotation, molecular function: cell adhesion molecule binding. Gene Ontology annotation, cellular component: cell-cell junction.
UACCAGCAUUGGCAUCAAGCGUAGCAGUCAAAGCCCAAUUUCACGCGCCGCCGAAAUUAAAAUUAAAAAUAAUUUAUUCAUAGAGCCCCGUCUGUAAUACUCUAUGGCAAAGGGCGGGAAAAUCUCCCGGCCUGCCAGUACCUAGCUACGCUUCGAGCGCGGCGUACGUGCGUGCGGAAUUCAAAUUUCGAACACGGAUUCGAAUCGCGUAUUAAUAAACUGUGUGUUUGACGUUUAUUUUUUUUAAUUUCAACAGUUUUCGGCCAGUGUUCUGUUUUGGAUUGCAUGAUUAGUUUCACGAUCCAAGGAACAUAAUUCAUGGCAACAUAUGGAUACAUAUGAAGUAUGUCACGAAAAACAUACACCUGCGAUAGAAGUAACGGACAUAGAAAUGAUUGCAAAGAGAUAGCGAACGAUGAAGUUACAAUGAAAACAAGUGUCAGUGUUAAGUCACAGUGUAGAGUGACGAGUAGAUGUGCCAAUGCGUUGUUCCUGCUGUUAAGGAUACAGAAGGUGACUGUGUUGCAGCAAUGGACGGUGUUUUUUUUGUUGUUUAGUUGUGUUUUUGCGAGAGAACAGAAGUUUGCUAUUGAGCCACAAGAUCAGAGUGCAGUCGUCGGAUCAAGAGUGACGCUACCCUGUCGAGUGGUUAACAAAGUCGGGCAGCUACAAUGGACCAAAGAUGACUUUGGACUUGGUACACAUCGGCAUCUCACCGGCUAUGAGAGAUACAAGAUGGUUGGCAGCGAUGAAGAAGGUGACUACUCGUUGGACAUCAGAGAAGUGUCAUUAGACGACGAUGCUCUGUACCAGUGCCAAGUCAGCUCAGGACCCAGAGGAGAACCACCAAUAAGAUCACGAUACGCCCGGCUGGUGGUUCUAGUCCCGCCUGAGCCACCGAAGAUACUCCAAGGUUCUACGUUACUAGCGGUUGAAGACAGGGAAGUCAAUUUGGAGUGUGUUUCAACUGGCGGGAAGCCUGCUGCUGAGAUAACGUGGGUGGACCACGACGGGGGCGUGAUCGUGCAGGGGGUGACGUAUACUACAGAACAGAUGACAGAUGGGAGCAGGCAUAUAGCCAGGUCGGUGCUUCGUCUACGGCCGAGAAGGUUUCACCACAACCAGACAUUCACGUGCCAAGCCCAGAACACAGCCGACAGAGCUUAUAGAUCCGCGUCUAUUAGACUGCAGGUCCAAUAUGCCCCAAAAGUGCGUGUUUUCAUCAAAUCCGGCGCAGCCAGCGGCAGGAUACAUGAAGGGGAUACCUUAGCAGUCGGCUGCCAAGCUAAUGCCAACCCUAACAACUUGACAUACAGAUGGUUUCUGAACAAUGAACAAAUCGCCGGUGCAGUCAGAAAUGAAUUGAUAUUACCGAAUAUUUCUCGAAAAUUCAAUGAAGCUACGGUCAAAUGCGAAGUACAUAAUCCGGUUGGGAAGAGCGCAGACACGAAGUCAUUGGAGGUCGCAUACGGCCCCACAUUCCGCCAAAGACCAAGAGACGUGGAAGCAGAAACUAGUUCCUCGGCCACUUUGACCUGCCUCGUAGAUGGGUACCCAACUCCGAAGAUAGAGUGGGUUGUGUAUAGAGGAGAACAUGUCGUGAUCGCGGGUAAAUCACCUAAUCUCACUGUCACAGUGAAUGCCGCUACAGCAGGCCAGUAUUGGUGUAAGGCUAGUACGGAUGGAUAUCAGUCUAUUGAAGCUCCUGCUAUGGUUUAUGUUAGAGGUCCGCCGAAAAUAAUGUCAAACCAAACACAAUACGGCGUAGAGGGAGACAGCGUGAGGAUAGAAUGUAUCUCCUUCUCUGUCCCGAAGCCCGAUUACGUGCUCUGGUCGUUCGGAGGGAAUGAAAUUAACUCAUUCUAUAACCAGGAAUACGCAUUUUUAGAAGAAACCUUAACAGAUGGGAAGACGAAGUCAACUCUAAUAAUAAGAGAGAGCGAUGCAAGGCAUUUUGGUACUUACAACUGUAGUGUUUCCAAUUUGUACGGCUCGGAUAGUAUUGAAAUACGACUUAUACCUGACAAAUCUCUCCCCCUGAUCCUCAUAAUAAGCAGCGGUUCCUCAGCCAUCAUAGUCAUCCUAAUAAUCAUGCUGAUCGUUAUGCUGUGUCAUCGCAAGAGAGACGUGGACAAGAAGCCAGACAUCACUAAUAUCAAAGCUAGUGUCGACCCAUUUAAGGAUAGCGAUAGGAGUUCUAAUAUCAGUGAUUUGAAGAUGGAGUUACGGCAGGUUGAGGGGAGCUGUGAAAUGGACGCAUCAAACGGAUCUGACACAGAGUUCCAUUCAAACCUCCAGCUGACAACAAACCUAGGUCUACCGCUGGCCGGCCCAGUGUCUAUACCAGAUCCUGGUAUUGAUAAUGAGUUGAUGAAGUACCAGCGAUAUAGUGGAGACUUCAAUCAGGCCAUCAGCCAUUUGAAUUUCAAGGGUGGACAGAGUAACGGCUACGUACCAUACGUAGACUAUUCCAGAGACUACGCUCCUCCCCAGCCUGACAGUCUGACAGGAUCGUUCUCUAGAAGUACAGAAUACCCAGCCCAGUGCGGGUCUUUAAACAGGCAAGCUAGCUGCGGAAGGUUGGGAGGGCUAGUUGGGCCUGAUGUUAUCCCGAUGGCUAAUCAAGGAGCUUUAAGCGGCGGCGUGGACGUCAGAUACGCCGCGACAUACGGCAAUCCGUAUUUAAGAGGGAGCGGCCCCAUUUCAUACGUCCCGCAAGUGAACACAGCCAAUCCGGCCGCAACCCCCGCACCGCCGCCAUACUACUCCGUUAGGAAUAACUUACCCUUACCUGCAACAUCAGGGACGUCACCAUCAUCAUCAUCAUCGUCCAAGCCCUUGACGAGUCCUAUGGCAUCAUCAUCAUCUGUCAAUAGCUCGGCACAGCCACAGGUCCCACGGGUGUCACCUCAGACGGGCUUGUACAUUCUGCCACCGACGAGCCAAGGAAACUUCCAGUCUAAUCAGAUUACUGCCAAAGGUAAUGGUCAAGGAACAGGAACUCACGUUUAGAAACCUAAUAAAAAGUAGUUAGGUGAUUAAAAUAUAAAAAGUAAUACUUGUGUAUAGAACACUCACUCCAUACAUUCUGUUGAAAUAAAUAUCUACUUGGUAUUCCGCUUUGGUUGUGGUAAUCAGUCAGGGUUGUCACUAAAGCGGUUUUUAAGACUUGAUUAGUUUUAAGUGAUAUUGUUUGAGUCAAUGUAAGUAAAAUUAUGAUAUCAUUGUACUUAUAAAAUAAAUUAAUAUUCAUCAAAAUUUUGUGAGAAAAAAACUAGUAAGUAUAAGAAAAUUGUUAAACUUCUGGCCUUUUUACUUUGUAUUAAUCUUAUGGCAAAGCCAAAGAAGGCUUGUGUUUUAUACAAUUAAAAAUGAUUGUGAAGUUUUGAAAGAAUUAGAGUUUUAGUCGAAUAGCAGAGUAUCGUAAGAAUCUAUGACUUUUUGUACUAUUGAUAAUUUAAAUGGCUUUAUUAUAUAACAAAUCGAAACUUUUUAAGCCUAAAAUUAAAAGCUUUAAGUGUCAAUGUCAAAGAAAAUUAGUUAAGUAAAUAAAUAAGUUUAUGUAAUUUUAAUGUUUUCAUACAAUGUCUAUUUCAUUACUUAAGUCAAUAAUAAAAUACUAUUAUUCAAGUUUUAAUAUUAAUAAAAGGCCAGCGAUAAUUAUUUUAUGUAGAUAAAAUAAAAACUUAAUUUUACUUUAUAGGGCAUUUCAUUAUCAAAGUUGAACCUUUGAACUUGUUUGCUACCAAUGUGAAAAAAGAAAAAAGAACUCGCAUGCAAUUUAAGAUACAUUGCGGACUUUUGAGGUUACAUGCAAUUCAGUCUAACGAUCAAAUAGCGCAAUGUAAUUAUGCUCGCAUGCGAGUUUUCGCACCGUCUGAAUGAGACCUAAAAGUUCUAUCAGGUUCCCGAGGUAUAAAUUAUUCCGGAAAAAAGUAAGGCAAAGGAUUGAGAAAAAACCUUGUGAAUGUUUUUCCCUUCUUAGUUUUUUUUGCUUUCGAAAGUACCUACUCUUGAUUUUGGUUCGAGAUUACUUAAAAUGCGUUUCUGUUAAAUCUUUACAAAAAUAGUUUUUCCUUCUACUUAGUUUUAUAACCCAUAAAUUUGUGACACAAAUUAAUGCUUGUCAAAAAGUUAGUCUAUUUUAUUUUAUUAUACAAUACAAAUAAAUUCUUGAGAGUAGGUAAGUACCUAUGUAAAGUUAUCAAUGCUAGAAAUUCUGUCAUAAAUGCUGUAAUAUUCUCUUAUGCUAAUUUCUCAUGGAGACUGAAUUUAUUGUGAAAUAUAUCUGUAACUGUAAAAUAAUAUAAGCCUACUACUUUUAUUCAUCAAAUAAUAAUUUCCGCCCGCUUGUGAAUUUCCAGAAAUGUAUAUUAUAUAUUAGAGCAUAAAAUAUCUGAAGUAUGCCCUUAUAUGUCGUAUUUGCGUACUAAAAAUUUUAAGGGCUCCUCUACACGAUGGCCCAGCGUAGGCCAGUCCAAGGGACGCAGCUAUGCGGUGAAAUGAGAUAGCAAUAUCACUUGUUCCCUCUAACGCAUAAAUGCGUCCCUAGGACUGGCCUACGCUGGGCCAUCAUGUAGAGGAGCCAUAAAAUUGAGAAUUUCGGCCCGAAUCGAAGAAUGAAAAACGAUAACGAUAAGUUCUGGUUAAGAUAAGUUCUUAUUUAGAUAUCGUUUGUAUGUCGUAUAAUUGACAGAAGCAGCUCGAUUCGGGCAACCAAUGUCACUUUGACGUUAGAAAUAUCGUAGAUAGAUCUUAUUGGAAUCACAGCGGAAUCGAAAUAAACGUCAAUUUUGACAUGUCGUUUAGUUAUCGAUCUUUUCAAGAUCUUAAGCUUGUCUUAAUCAUUCUUCGAAUCGGGCCGUUUGCUUUAUUAAAGCGACAGGAAGCGAAGUGUGGGUAGGACCUGUAUAAUUACGUAUUAGGUAUAAGUAUAACGUUAUGUAGGACGGGAGGUGAGGGCGAAGACGAAAAGCCGGCGUUUAGUUAUAUAAGCGCGUGUAUUCCGAACUUACAGAGAUUUUACUAUAGUACUAGUACUUACUUGCCUAGCAAGACCUAACUUGGUAGGCGCGAGCUAGACUAGUAAGUUGUACAACGGCACAUACACUAAAAUACUUCAACUGGGGUGAAGGUAUAUAGCGUGCUGUACCGAAGCUCCUACUUGCAUUUCUCCAAUAAACCUCGGCAACGCUCCGAGGGUCAUGAUUCUUCGUUGCACAGUCGUUAGCGAGAUCUAUCUCGAUCUCAGCGCCAUCUCUUGAUAGCUGGCGUAAGCGGGGCCGACGAUAUGCAUUUACUAUAGCGCGGGCGAGACUACUAGCGGCAUCUAGUAGCUUUGUGGCAUAUUCGUGUUACAGUUACAAUUUUAUGUAAGCGCCACCUAAAAGUCCAUUUUGUUGUGGAUCUCAUUUCACUAUUUUAAAUCAUAUUGAAAAGUGUGCUAGGUAAAAGUUUUUACAAAUAUGUUGAUUGUGCUAUAAAAAUAAAAUAUAAGAAUUUUUUAUAUAA